Molecule: messenger RNA, 3100 nt
Organism: Ochotona princeps (American pika)
Lineage: Eukaryota; Metazoa; Chordata; Mammalia; Lagomorpha; Ochotonidae
Gene: ANKRD42
Product: ankyrin repeat domain 42
Exons: 14
Coding region: 817-2544 (575 amino acids)
Molecular function (GO): protein binding
Source: RefSeq, a predicted model, not a curated record
GCGCGCCGGAAGCUUACUCGUUUCCCAGGCGACCGUUCCAGGUGGCCCGCAGUCGGGACGCUGGAAAGCGACUCGGAGAAGCGGCGACCCUCGGACGGCGGCCGCAGCCUCAGGGACUCGCGGGGAGCGGCGUGCGAAGAUGGCGGCCGCCGCACCAGCCACCGCGUUUGGAGGAAAAACCAUGGCGACGCGGAGUCGAGGCCAAGUGUGAGCUCAGACCACGGGGAAAGAACUCGCGAAAGCCAGGCCCGCCGCUCCCGGGGCUCUCCGGGAAGAGCCAGUGAAGACGUGGGCUUCUCCCGCAGGGACUCGAGAAGGGUCAGCGAAGAGCUCGGCCACCGCCACAGCGACUCCCUCAGCGGCGACCCGAGGUCCUCCGAAGCUGGCGGCCACUCGGAGAGCGACUCCGGGGCGGCAGCCGUCCGAGGGGACCGCGGCCCCCGCCGCCGUGGAGCGUGGGACGGGGCUCCCCGGGACAAGGGCAGCGGCCAGCGGCCGCACCGCCUCGGCGGCUCCUGGGAGCACGGCAGCGCCGACGGCAGCCCCAGCCUCAGCAGCUCCUGGGACGGAGUGAGUGAGGACCGCGGCUACGCGGCCAGCGACUCCUCCUGGGGCACCGGCAGCGAAGACGCCGGCCGCCGCCUCACAGGCUCCUGGGAGAGAGGGCGGGAAGAGGAAAGCUCCCGCAGCCGGGACUCUUGGGAGGGAGCCGGGGCGUAUUCCGAGCGCCCGGCGUCCUGGGGGAGGACCAGUGAGGACCGCCGCAGCAGCCGGGGCCUGGACUCCACGCCGCCCCCGAGCCCCAGGAGUUGCAGCAUGCCGGCCGAGGCCAGCUCCGGCCCCUCUGCUGCAUCCAGGGACACUGCAAGCUCCUGUGCCAGGAAGAAGGUGCAUUUUGGUAGUAUACAUGAUGCAGUACGAGCCGGAGAUGUGAAGCAGCUUUCAGAAAUAGUGGAACGUGGAACCAGCAUUAAUGAAGUUGAUGUUCUCCAUAAAUUUACCCCUUUGCACUGGGCAGCACAUUCUGGAAGUUUGGAGUGUCUUCAUUGGCUACUGUGGCAUGGAGCUGAUAUCAUGCAAGUAACUUCAAAAGGUUGGACAGCAGCUCACAUAGCUGCAAUCAGAGGUCAAGAUGCUUGUAUGCAGGCUCUAAUAAUCAAUGGAGCAAAUCUGAGCGCUCAAGAUGAUCGUGGAUGCACCCCUUUACAUCUUGCUGCAACUCAUGGACACUCGUUUACUUUACAAAUAAUGCUCCGAAGUGGAGUGGAUCCCAGUGUGGCUGAUAAGAGAGAAUGGAGACCUGUACAUUACGCCACUUUUCAUGGGCGACUUGGCUGUUUGCAGCUUCUUGUUAAAUGGGGAUGUAGCAUAGAAGAUGUGGACUACAAUGGAAAUCUCCCAGUUCAUUUAGCAGCCAUGGAAGGCCACCUUCACUGUUUUAAAUUCCUACUUAGUAGGAUGAGUAGUGGACCACAAGCUUUAAAGGCCUUUAACGAUAAUGGAGAAAAUGCAUCAGACCUGGCACAGAGGUUUUUUAAGCAAAACAUUUUGGAGUUUAUCAAGAAUACUGAGUAUGAAGAAAAAUACCCGGAAGAUCAGGAAACUUUAGCAUAUCCAGGUCAUGUGGCUGCCUCUAAGGGUGAUUUGGAAAUGCUUAAGAAAUUAGUAGAAGAUGGAGUAAUCAAUUUGAAUGAACGUGAUGAUAAUGGAUCAACUCCUAUGCAUAAAGCUGCUGAGCAAGGCCACAUAGCAUGUUUGCAGUGGCUAGUUAAAAUGGGAGCAGACAGUAAUAUUACCGACAAAGCAGGGGAGAGACCCUGUGAUGUGGCUAAGAGGUUUGCCCAUUUGGCAUCUGUGAAACUGUUGGAAGGGCUACAGAAAUAUGAUAUAGAUGACGGGAAUGAACUUGAUGACAGUGAUACGCAGUUCUUUAUAAGACAUGGUGUUGAGGGAAGCACUGAUGCCAAAGAUGGUUUAUGUCUCAGUGAGUUGGAUAAAACAGACGCAAGAAUGAGAGCGUAUAAGAAAAUUGUAGAAUUGAGACACCUUCUGGAAAUUGCUGUCAGCAACUAUAAACAGUUGGGAGGGAUAACAGAAGAAGAUUUAAAGCAGAAGAAAGAACGUAUCGAAUAUGAAAAGACCAUCUCAGAGCUGCGGGCCCAGUUGGAAUAUGAACGACUGCGCAGAGAAAAAUUAGAAUGUCAGCUGGAUGAGCAUCGAGCAGAGGUGGAUAGACUCAGGGAAAUGUUGGAAAAAAUUCAGGUCUCCGAUUUCGUGCCUUUGGACGAUGACUCCUGUGAGUCAAGCAAAGAGAAAAGGCGAGUGAAAAAAAAGGUGUCUUCUGGGGGAAUGUUUAUGAGAAGAUCUGUGACUAUCUUGGAACAGUUGUUUAGAUCCUGCCUCCCACUAAUGAUCUGGUCGCUAGCUUUGGGCUUUACUGCUACUUCACAUCAGCGUGUACAUCUUCUGGACCUUGCCUGGAUGCCAAAGGCCGUCUGGCUCAGUAUCAUCAGGACCAGUCGGCCCUGCGGAGAGUGCAUUUGAUUGCUGAAACUGGUUUAGUUUGAUGAAGGGUUUGUAAGCACAUGGUAUUUCCAAAAUCAAAAAUCAAAAACUCCAAAACUAACACUAAAAUGAAGCCUCAUUGGAAAGGAUAUAGGAUCUGGAAGUAAUGGGGAUAAGGUAUGGUGUGUUUGAUGCUUCUACUCAUUAUCUGAUGCAAAGCACUUGCUAAAUCUUUACAGUAAAAUGAACACAGAUCUAUUUACUGGUGAUAAGAUAGGACUGUGUGUCUUUGUUAUGAACAAGCCCCAUAAAUCAUGCCCCUCCUGUAUGAGUUGUAAACAUAAUUGAGAUGAAGAAUGGACAAAUUGAUGUUUGUCUCAACAAACAUACUUACUGAGGAAACUGAUGUUGGGGAAUAUGGUCAGUCUAAUAAAGUUCUUAUCCCUGAACUCCAGAGUUAGACAGAUGUACCCUGUCUCAGUUAUCAGUAUCCUGGGGCAGGCAGCAGAGUUAAGGCCUGUUGGUACAGAACAGAAUGGAAUGAAAUUAUCGACCAACAGGUUAGAUGUAGGGAAAAGGUAAGCUGGGCUGAGAA